AGUAAUACAACUUGUCAUCUGACCAAUAGGACCGGAGAAGCACGGCUCUCUCCGCUGCGUUUUCUCUUUACGCGUUGUUUUCAUUUGGUGUUUUGGACACGGACGUUGUUUUCUUUGCUAUGUAUUUUUUUUUCGGUGUCGUAUCCAACAGUCGACAUUUAACCGGUGAUAUUUUCUUAAACUUUUAGAAUUGUCGCUCAGCCUACGGAUUACGAUUUGGGCUGUAGGUUUUUAUGGACUCGUUGUACGACAAUUCAGACUUAUUUUCUCAAACACUGAUCCACUGAAAAGGAAGGCUUAUCUGCAGAGAGGAAGAUAUUGCAUCCGAACUUUAUGGAAAAGGCUGCUCGCAUGAAAAUGAUUCUUCAUGGGAUUGAGCAAACAUAAAAGCCCAUAAGGAAAAAGGUGUUCCAGAGCGGUUUUCUUGAUCUCCUUUCCCGACCAAGUUUUCGUUGCACGGCUCCAUCUGGUCAAGGAUGUCCAGGCAGCUCUCUCAGCUCCUGACCCCCGACCUCCCGGCCGGCGCCAACACGCAGUUCAGCGGCUGCCCUCCGCCUGGAGCCUCACUCUCCGGGGGCCACCAGAGCUCCAUGGCCGGGCUGAAAUCCCUCCUGCAGCACCCAAUGAAGGGGGACCAGCGUGUGAAAACGACGCCUGAAGUGAAAGCCGACAAAGACCGACCCUCAGAGCAGGAGGAGGACUCCCAGGGAACCUGUGCCAUGAGGAACAGCACCGCAAUCAGCAGCUCCAACAGCAACACAAUCAGCAGCUCCAACAGCAGCGGAGGCGGCGCUGCCAACAGCGGAGGAGUUGGAGGUGGAGGCGGUUCUGGAGGUGGAGGAGGUGCUGGAGGCGGAGGAGGAGGUGGUGGAGGUGGUGGAGGUGCAGCCGGAGGUGCAGGAGGAGGAGGCUUCAACCAGAUCCUGGGGUCUCUGCUGUGGGACCGCAGCCUGCCAGCUGACGGGGGUCUUUUCCAGCUGCAGUACAUGGACUUAGAGGAGUUCCUCACCGACAACGGCAUGGGCAACAUUCCCAACAGCAACAACAACAACAACAGCUCCAGCACGGCCCAGGUCCCCUCGCAGACCUCGCCGUCGGCCGUGCCCAACCAGAGCUCCCAGUGCCCGCCCUCCUCGCCGCCCCCCUGCUCCUCCGCCUCCUCCACGUCCUCGUCCCCCUCGCUCAUCGGCCUGGAGGUGGCGCAGCCGCAAGGCAUGCUGGGAGGAUCAGAGUGUCUGCACGGUAGCCAAACGAGCAUGAACGACUCCUGCGAGUCCCCCUGCUCGUCGUCGUCCUCCUCCUGCCCCCCACUGCUCACACCCACUGGCACCGGGCCGGAGGGGAUGGCCAUGUUCGACAUGGACCCCUCAGACAUGGCGCUGUCCAGCAUUCCCGGCCAGGACAACUUCGACCCCCGGAGACACCGCUUCAGUGAAGAUGAGCUCAAACCGCAGCCCAUGAUCAAGAAGGCCCGCAAGAUGCUGGUGCCAGAGGACCUGAAGGUGAGCCUCCAGCUCUCUUAUGUUCCAUCUCAGGACGAGAAGUACUGGUCCCGGCGCUGUAAAAACAACGAGGCGGCCAAGCGCUCCCGCGACGCCCGCAGGCUGAAGGAGAACCAGAUCUCGGUGCGCGCCGCCUACCUGGAGCGCGAGAACGCCGCGCUGCGACAGGAAGUGGCCGAGAUGAGGAAAGAACUUGGCCGCUGCCGCAACAUCCUUAGCAAAUACGAGAACCACCUGGCCGACCCGUGAUGCUGGAGGCUGGAGGAGGGCCAGGGGUCCGAGAGAGAGAGAUGGAGGGGCAGGAGAAGAGGAGGAGGAGGAGGAGGACAGAGGAGAGGAUUAACACGGACGGAUUUUCAAGACUCUCACUUUUUAGGCUUGCAAUACGGACAGAACGGAGGGAAGGAGACGCCGAUAAUGAUGUCCGUCGUGACGUUGAUGAUGAUGAUGACGACGAUGAUGAUGAAUGUAUGUUCAAGAUGGUUUAUAUAUUGAAGCUCAGGUGUCUCGGAAAGAUGUAACUAUUGUGGGUUUUUGUUAAUGGAGAAUUGUAUAUUUUUAUAAUACUGGAGUAAACACAAUUUAGAGGGAGAGCAAAUUUGGAGAAUAAUUUUUGUAUAUUUUCUACAUGACUUGGAUAUUAGAGACAUGGAACACACUCAGAGGUAUCUGCAGGCUGGAUGAGUCAGGAGGCGGGGCUUAACACAUGGUCGACCAAUAGCCAGGUAUUAUUAGAUGCAAUGGAAGUGGUGGCGAGUUCAGUGUUGGUAUCUUCAGUUGUAAAAUAGAACAUGAUCUUUAAAGAUGUAUAGUUAAACCUUUUAUGUGGAUAUUACUCAUGCACCUACCUUUUUAUUAAUUGAUGGUUAUUAUGUCAUCGGGAGAGACUCAACCAAAUGUGGAUGUCACUAUGUACACAUUCUGCUCCUAAGUAUUCAUAGUUCACUGUUCUCUAGAACCUUCCAGAUACCAACCAAUACCGAUGGCGUAUUUUAUAAUAGACAGGGUGUGUUGUAUAUUGUACAACUUAUUUGUCCCUGUUUCAAUGUAUUAGUCCUGCUACCACCAUAGAUUGUAUUUUUAGGAUUGCUACAUGGGUGCCCCACCAAUGUUGUCACUCUGGAUCUUUGCAUGGCUUUCUCUAUGAAAAAGAGAUGCAAAGAUGUGUGUAGGAAAUCAUCUAACCUGAUUACUAAACCCCAAGCUCCUUCAGGAUGUCUUACACAGGCGCCCAUGUCGUCAGUCUCUCUCGGUCUCCUCAGCCAAACCCCUUCAUUUCCACUAAGCUUUCCACACGUGCAGAACGCUAAGCCCUCCUGCCCACCUACCUUUUUUCCCUGUGCCUCAUUCGCAGAUACUGCAUAACAUAGAUCUAGUGUUGUAACAUAUUCUCAAACAGUCCAUCAAUCUCCCAUAGAAGCGCACAUCGAUUUACUGUAGUGUCUAAUGAAAAAGUAUUUCUAUAUAUAUUUUUGGCUUCAAGAUUAAAUGGUGUCUUUAUUGAGCGGGGGAGGGGGGGUAUUUGAUAAUGAUGUUGAUGGGGGUCUAUGAGAAGUGUGAAUGUGGUGAGAGAUGAGUACAUGAAUAGAAAUGUAAUUUAAUUCCAGAAAAUGGGGUAUCUUUUCUAAAUCCUAUCGAUUGGAAUGGUGUUAAUUUCUCAGAUUUCUGGGAUGAACGUAAGCCAAAAUUUCCUAUGUUGAUAUACAGCGCUUUGUUAAUACUUCUCUUGCUUUUCCUCUUCAGUAAUACAUCCCUUUGCUGUUGACCGUGUUUAAUGAGAUUCUCUGUGUAACUCGCAUCACCUACACAAAGGCAUGGUACACUACAUAUUAUAAUGUUUCUUUUCUUGGAAGAGCAGAAGCUCUGUCAAACCAGUGAUAGAAUGUGCUUUUUAUCCCUUAAUGGCCAUGUUGAAUAGCUCCCCAUUACUACCUAUAUUAUCCUUGCUAUGAUUACGAUUGUUACUCCUCCCCCCUCUUAAUGUCCUCUUAUAAGUUUUGAAGAUUUUUCUUUCCCUCCUCGAUGGUCUCUGAUCGUCUGUUGCAAUUCAAACACCUUUGAUUUGAGUAGAGAUGCGGACCACAGACUGAAUGGAACCCCCUCUCUCCCGAUGGCAAAUAUCUAGCGUUGUGUGACCAUGUUCACUGGUCCCGUGGGCCUCACACACACGGCAAACGUCCCACCCUCCACGGGGUGCCGCCAUCUUGGUAUCUUUGUUGACCAUGGAUUCCAGAGACAUUUAAAACAAAAACACUGCUUGAUUUAACACAGCCCAGGAAAUGACUCGGCACGGACUUAAUUUACCUUUUGACGUGACAUUUAUUUCCUUUGUUCUCUAUAGCGUGUGUGUAUGGACUCUGCACACGUUACAUAUGUCCCCCCUAUGGUUUUCCCUUCAACCUAUCUUGACCUCAGUCCGGUGGUAGUCGUCCACUCUCCUGACAGGAUCCCCCAUGAUUUGUGAUUCCUCUCAGCGGUGGUUGAUAAGUCUCAUAGUGACUCUAAUUGAACUCCCCUGAUGCGUCACUGGUGUCCCUGGGGCCCAGACGAUUCAGCGCUGGUGUCUUUGGAUAUAGUUGAGAAUUUCCCGAAAAAUUCAAAUAAAAAAAGUGUAUUCUAACUCAA
Gadus morhua (Atlantic cod) is the source of this 4127-nucleotide messenger RNA. It is a transcript of the gene dbpb, whose product is annotated as D site albumin promoter binding protein b. Bases 477 to 1751 code for a protein of 424 amino acids. The transcript is spliced from 5 exons. Lineage: Eukaryota; Metazoa; Chordata; Actinopteri; Gadiformes; Gadidae. Gene Ontology annotation, molecular function: RNA polymerase II cis-regulatory region sequence-specific DNA binding; DNA-binding transcription factor activity, RNA polymerase II-specific. Gene Ontology annotation, biological process: regulation of transcription by RNA polymerase II. Gene Ontology annotation, cellular component: nucleus. The record is from RefSeq and is a predicted model, not a curated record.